Brienomyrus brachyistius is the source of this 4045-nucleotide messenger RNA. Its product is annotated as G-protein-signaling modulator 1-like. The record is from RefSeq and is a predicted model, not a curated record. The transcript has 13 exons. The coding region runs from base 92 to 1915 and encodes 607 amino acids. Gene Ontology annotation, molecular function: GTPase regulator activity; protein binding. NCBI's taxonomy places the organism in Eukaryota, Metazoa, Chordata, Actinopteri, Osteoglossiformes, Mormyridae.
AUCGCUUCCUCAGCCCUUGCUUUUUGCUUUGCUAGGCACACGGCUGAGGAGGACGCCGCAGAGCUGCUGGGAUUAAGGCAGGAUCUGCUUUAUGGCUCAGUCUGUUAAUGGUGUCGUCCUGGAUCUGGCCAGCAAGCGUCUCCAUUCAAGGAUGGAGGCCUCCUGCCUGGAGUUGGCCUUGGAAGGAGAGCGGCUCUGCAAAGCUGGGAACUACAAGGAAGGGGCAGCUUUCUUUGAGGCCGCCGUCAAGGUGGGCACGGAAGACCUGAAAACCCUCAGCGCCAUCUACAGCCAGCUGGGCAAUGCCUACUUUUAUCUUAAGGAGUACAGCAAGGCACUGGAGUUCCACAAACACGAUCUCAUGCUCGCCAGGACCAUAGGCGACCGAAUUGGGGAGGGAAAAGCCAGUGGCAACCUUGGGAACACGCUGAAGGUCCUGAGGCGCUUUGACGAGGCUGUGGUCUGCUGCCAGUGGCACCUAGACAUCGCCCGUGAGCAGAGGGACAAGGUCGGAGAAGCAAGAGCCCUGUACAAUAUAGGCAAUGUACUUCACGCCAAGGGCAAGCAGAAACUGUGGGGCUGCACCCAAGAUCCCGGAGACAUCCCCCCUGAUGUGAGGGACACUUUGCAGGAGGCCACGCAUUUUUACGAGAUGAAUCUCUCACUAGUCAGUGAGCUGGGAGACAGGGCUGCCCAGGGAAGAGCUUUCGGAAACCUCGGCAACACCCAUUACCUGUUGGGGAACUUUGUGGAAGCCAUCAAAUUCCACAGAAAGCGCCUCUCAAUUGCCAAGGAAUUUGGUGACAAAGCAGCAGAGAGGAGAGCUUAUAGUAACCUAGGCAACGCUCACAUUUUCCUGGGACAGUUCAAUGCAGCUGCGGAGUAUUACAGGAAGACCCUGCAGCUCUCCCACCAGCUGAAGGACCAGGUGAUGGAGGCGCAGGCCUGUUACAGCCUGGGUAACACUUACACUCUCCUGCAGGAAUACAUCCGUGCCAUCGAGUUCCAUCUCAAGCACCUGAUCAUAGCCCAGCAGCUCUCAGACAGGGUCGGCGAGGGCCGUGCCUGCUGGAGUCUGGGGAAUGCCUACGUGUCCUUAGGGAAUCACCACCAGGCGCUGCUCUAUGCUCAGAAGCACCUGGAGAUCUCCAGAGAGAUAGGCGACCGCAAUGGAGAACUCACAGCCCGCAUGAAUGUGGAGCAGCUAAUGUUAGCACUGGGCAUGAGCGAAGUGGACCUGUCACGCUCUGGAUCAGUGCAGUUUGAAACACAAGGAGCUAGACCAAAAUUCAACAAAAGCAGCAAGAAGAACAUCGAAUUGUGGAAGUGCUCGUCAGAAAAGAAGUUAGGCCAGGAUCCCUCAGAUGAGGACUGCUUCUUUGACCUCCUCAGCAAAUUCCAGAGCAGCCGCAUGGAUGACCAGCGCUGCAAUCUCAAUGAGCAGCAGGUCUGGGAGAAGGGAAAGACUGCUUCAAGUCGGGGCUCACCGGUGGACAAUGUGAAGGACUCUUGCUCCAACAUUUCCUCACCACAAACAGAAGAGCUCUUUGACCUCAUUGCUAGUUCCCAGAGCCGGAGGCUGGACGACCAGAGGGCCAGCGUGGGAAAUCUGCCGGGUUUGAAGAUCACACAUAGCAACUUGAGUCACCUGUGUGGGAAGACUGAUGCCAAGGAGCCUGGCGAUGAUUUCUUCAACAUGCUCAUCAAGUGCCAGUCCUCCAGAAUCGAUGACCAGAGGUGUUCCCCACCUGGUCCGGGUCCCAAAGCCCCAACAGUGCCGGAUGAGGACUUCUUUAGCCUUAUCCAGAGAGUCCAGGCAAAACGCAUGGAUGAACAACGAGUCUUCCUUCCCCGGAAUGAGCAGGAUGAGGCCAGCUCAGAUGCAGCUACCCCUCCUUCUGGAGAUUCCAGUUAGGGCUGUAUAAUCCCAGGUUGACCUCCAAGUCUGCCACACACUCAGCACCCACCAAUUUCCAUUUUCAUUUAUUUAAAAAAAUAUUUAUGUUAGUAUAAAGGCAGAGGGAAAGUCAAGUUCUGGAAGCCAUUAAGAGAGAUCAGUCAAGAUAAAGUCGAAGUCUUGAAAGUGUUACAUUCUUUGGAUUCAAGACAUCGCACACAAAGUAAGGUCAAUUUUUAUGUCAGAAAACUAGGGAUAAAAUAAAAAAGGAAGAACGACUGAAAGCCAAAUGCACACCAUUGUGUGAAUGUAAGAGACAGUUUGCUAUUCCCAUGCUUCUCACUAAAACAAUUGUAAAUGAGUGUUUGGGAUAAUACAAUUACACCGUAAACUGAGAAUAAUGUAAAAUCACUUUAUUAUUAUUGGCCAGAAAAGAAUAAUAGGGUUAAUGCUGGCUUACUUGUUAAUAUAUAGCAUACGUGAUGGUAGAGGAGGACAGAUUAUAGGUGUUUGAAAAGGACUUUUUCUUUACGUUUUGUAGUUUGCGAGGAUCCCAUCAUUGCUCUGUCUGUGAUCUCCAAAAUGGACGGGGGGGUGCAUCAAUGGAGCAAGACUGUGUACAGCUAACAUAGCAUCCAUGCGGGUCAUGCUUUAUUUAUGGUUAGAUAAUUGACUGGGGGCAGAUUUUUUUUUUCCUUCGCACAGAACAUUGCACUCAAUACACUUUGGUUUCCCCCCAGGUUCCUCUUGGUAUUGUACAGGACCUUGCAGAACUUAAUAUAGUGUUAAGUUUUAAAUCUGGGAGCGAAACAUCAGGGAUAAACAGAAAAUGAAUUUUGUUUAAGUUGUGAAAUAUAUAAUAAUAUUAACAUUAAAAUAUUUUGGAGUAUUGCUUUCAUAAACAAUGCCUGACAUUUACUUGCAUUGUUCAAAGUAUCAGUCAACCUGUAGUACUAGUACAGUCAGGCACAUGUUGAACUUGGGAUAUUUAGGGACUAUUCUGAGCCAGCUGGUCGCACCUCCAGGACUUUUGCACUUCCUGGGUCUUUUUUGACUGUUUUCCACAACAUGAUUUCCUUGCACAGCAUAACUGCAUUUUUGUUCUAGCAGCACUGGAUGAAUCCUCUGCAUUACUGCACCAAGUUUAAAAAAAUACAAAUUCUGAAAAAGCACCUGAGGUUUUGGUCAGCAGAAGAACUACUUCAGCAACCAAGAGUGAGGAUAUUAACUAUUGUUUUCAUAUUCUGGGCAACCCUGCACUGGGUAAAGAGCACCAGAAAUGAAUAGAUGGAUGGGUCUUACAUUGUGAACAAAAUUGCCCUUUAAUACAAGAAGGCCUAAAGUAUUACUGAACUGAUGUGGAAUGGAGAGACAGAAUUAUAACAUGAUUAGAUGCAGCCCAAGCAGGCAAUAUAAUAAAAAGUAAAACUGUGAAACAAAUGCAAACAAUAUUUAAGUUUUACUUAUAAAAAAGUUGGAGUGUGGUGUGGUUAUGUAUUAGCUCUAGAUUUUAGCUGUGAAGACAUUAAAUUUAAACAUGGUACUAGGACUGAGGUUGACUUCUCACAGGAAAUGUGGUUCUACCUCAGAAUCAUUAUGCAUAUGCGUGCGUGUGUGUGUGUGUUUGUGUGUAUUAAUGAUAAGCGAAAAGGUAAAUUGAUCCCACUGACAUACUUUCUUACUGUCAAAUGUACGAUAUAAAAAGCUUUUGUAUUUUUCAGAUUGUGAAUGUGGGAACCUCCCCUCUGUUAACAAUAAAGCUGUUACGGGAUGUGCUUACCUGUGGUUCAGACAAGUUUGGUAAAAAUGUCAGACCAAACACUUAUGCUCCAAAGGAAGGAUAUUUACAAUUUUUGGUCUGCAUUGCAACACGUGUCCUGCAGAUGACACUGUAGUUUGUUGUUGCUCCACGAAAUACUCUACUCAGGCAGAGUUUUUGUACAGGACACAAUAAAUAUCCACACUGCCAAACAAAGCUUUUUAUGCAAUAAUCAAAGUCAAAUGCUCCCCAGAUGCUCUCAGGGUGUUAUCUACAAUAUUAUCAUUGCUGGUUGUAGAUUUUUCUUGAACAGUUUUUGGAUAUUUUUAUUGACUUUUCAUGGAAAGUUUGGAUGAAGUCUGGGAAUAAAGAUGUAGUGGUAUGGUGGA